AUGUUGUACACGCUCCCACAUCUGCACAGUGGCUGGCAGGUAGACCAGGCCAUUCUUUCUGAGGAGGACUGCGUGGUUGUCAUUCGGUUUGGGCACGACUGGGACCCCACCUGCAUGAAGAUUGACGAGGUUCUGUACAGCAUUUUUGAAAGGAAAUGGAAGAUAGUGGGAGAUGUUCCUCAUCUGUUAUGA
Molecule: messenger RNA, 192 nt
Organism: Jaculus jaculus (lesser Egyptian jerboa)
Lineage: Eukaryota; Metazoa; Chordata; Mammalia; Rodentia; Dipodidae
Product: thioredoxin-like protein 4A
Exons: 1
Coding region: 1-192 (63 amino acids)
Biological process (GO): mRNA splicing, via spliceosome
Cellular component (GO): U5 snRNP; U4/U6 x U5 tri-snRNP complex; spliceosomal complex
Source: RefSeq, a predicted model, not a curated record